Fusarium sp. VM40 is the source of this 795-nucleotide messenger RNA. The record is from the annotation of a GenBank genome assembly. NCBI's taxonomy places the organism in Eukaryota, Fungi, Ascomycota, Sordariomycetes, Hypocreales, Nectriaceae.
AUGGCUCGACCUACCGGCCUCAUCGCCUCCAAAGGCAUUGAGCUCCUCAGCUGGGGCACACCCAACGGCCUCAAAGCCCAGAUCCUUCUCGAAGAGCUCCGCGAUGCAUAUGGAAUGGACUACACCAUCCAGGGCAUCAACAUCAGUGACAAGGCCCAGAAGGAGCCCUGGUUCACUGCCAUUAAUCCCAAUGGUCGUAUUCCCGUGCUCGUCGACCAUGACAACAAUGAUCUCGCUGUCUUUGAAGGAAAUGCCAUUCUGAGCUACCUGACAAGAAAGUACGACCCCGAGAAUAAGUUCUCGUUCAAGAUUGAUGACGAUGACUAUACCCGUGCUGAGUCGUGGAUUGGGUGGCAACACGGUGGUGUUGGGCCAAUGCAAGGCCAAGCAAACCACUUCCUCGAUGCUGAGCCAACAAUGCCGUACGGUAUCCAGCGUUACGUCGGCGAGACAGAGCGUCUAUACGGCAUCCUCGACAAGCGCCUCUCAGAGCGAGACUAUGUAGUUGGUCCCGGCAGAGGCCGCUUCUCCAUCGCGGACAUCGCCCUGAUCGGCUGGACAAACCGUCUACCAAACGGCACCAUCCCAUGGGAGCAGUUCCCCAACGUCAAAGCCUGGUUUGCCCGUCUUCUCGAGAGACCUGCUGUGAGACGCGGUAUGCUACUCCCAACCAACAAGGAGAAGCCGACGGGGCUGGAUCCUGUGGACGAAGAGACGAGGAAGAAUCGUGCAGAGCUUAAGAAGACCGUUGAUAAAGCUAAGGAGCAAUUUGGAUACAAGUAUUACUCGCCAUAA